AACUGAUGAAAAGGACGAAUUUAGGGGCUCCUGUUCUCCCACCAAUCAAAUCGUCGCACUAGACUUUUCUCGAUGGUUCUCGAAAUCACUACGCGAGCAGCGCCACAUUGGUAAAUAAACAAUUCAGAAGAGACCAUUCCGAAGUCAACCUGCAGGAAUAAUACACAUUUUCUUGUCUUAAAUCGUCAAAUAUUAAUAAAAAAUUCGUUCAAAGUUUACAAAAAUAUACGAUAAACGUUCCGUUAGCAAGUGGAUUCACAUUGUACGCUUCACGAUACGGUUUCGACCGUUUUUCAACGGCCGCGAGUCGAUACUUUCAGAAUGACUGGUGAUCCUAACCAACAAUCUCGACCGAAUAUUUUUGGAGAAGACUACAACUAUCCUGCACCAAAUCCCGAGUGGAAUCGCUUCGCCGGCAACAAUUUCUACAUGCAAUCGAACUUCCCGUUCUGCUCAAAUUUUGGCCCUGCGCCCGUGACAUUCCCACUGCACAGCAGUAACAAAAAUGGCAACUGCUUUGGCCCAAUUUACAACUAUCAAGCCAACAGCACUAAUGUUUUCACGCCGCCUGUUAAUACAUCCAGUUAUAGUCAUACAAAUGCAUCCCAGCAGUCUGCCAUGGCCCAACAGGACAGAAUCAGGUUCAAGAGAAAAACAGAUUCACCAUGUCACAUCAUAACUAAACAACAUAUCACUGAAGAAAAAAUGGCUGAACACAUGAGUAAGCUACACAUAAGUUCAGAGACACCAGUGAGAAAUGAAAGUGAAGCAGAUCUAUCAAAAAGGCUGUACAUGUGUGAGGAGAUGAAAAAGCUGCAGACUGAUUCUAUACUGCCUGAAUCUCUACUGAAUAGACUCCAGAGGCCUUGCACUGCAUUAGUAUUAUGGCAACCACCACCUAGGCUUGUUCCACCAGUUCCACAACAGAAUAAUUAUGAGAAUGACAACAAUAAUGAAGAGGAGGUGCCUGACCAGAAUCUGAUGGAUUUAGUUUGAUAAGUUUUAUGAGUGAAAAUAAUUUACCCUUAAUUAAAAUUGUUGACAUUGAUUGAAUUUUUCAAAAUCAAAAUGAGUUUGUGCUUAAUACUUUAAGAAUGUUUGAAAAAUUUGUCUAUAUUAUUUAUGUGUUUGAUAAUUCAGCUUGUAUUGUUGCUAAUUAUCUCAUCCAACAAUGUUUGUCUUUUUAAUUUAAUGCUCUUUUGUACAUAAUGAUAAAAAUGUAAUACAUGUUUUAUGCAAGUUCUAAGGAAUAAAAUAUUAAUGAUAAA
This is a messenger RNA of Dalotia coriaria, 1268 nucleotides long. It is a transcript of the gene Mst85C, whose product is annotated as Mst85C. The record is from RefSeq and is a predicted model, not a curated record. NCBI's taxonomy places the organism in Eukaryota, Metazoa, Arthropoda, Insecta, Coleoptera, Staphylinidae. The transcript has 2 exons. The coding region runs from base 322 to 996 and encodes 224 amino acids.